This is a messenger RNA of Porites evermanni, 2494 nucleotides long. The record is from the annotation of a GenBank genome assembly. Lineage: Eukaryota; Metazoa; Cnidaria; Anthozoa; Scleractinia; Poritidae.
AUGAAAAGAGACUGGAGCGAGCUCAAUUUUUGGCAGCGGUUUAUCCCAUUGCACCGUGGCAAGAUGGCGGACAAGAUGGCGGACAAGAUGGAGGAGUUUGUCGUUGCGGGGGAAAAAUAUGGAUCGGGAAAUCUGGAGAGGAAAUAUAGGUUCUCUGCGGAAAAUGGAAACUUAGAAAGGAUAGGAAGGAAGAGGGAAACUGUAGCUACUUCUGUAAAGCAAUUCUUUAAGGUAACUUUCCAUGGCAUUCAUCAGGGCUCACUGUACUAAUUUCCAGCUUUGAAAUAGGGCGACUUCCCCCCACCCCCGCCCCUUCUCUUCUGAUUUUGAGAGUACUCAUCAACCCAAUUAGUUGAAUCUUUCUCUCUCAAGACUGUGAGUUGGAGUGCACAUGUUGCCCAAAGAGCCGAGUUCUUGAAAGGAUUAUUAGUGAAAAUCCAGGUUCACUUACCAUGAUAUUGGGGUGGCGGGAUACUUUAGGAAUUUGAUGGGUGUGGGUGCGUCGUUGGGACCCUAGAUCCCUUAGCCUAUACCAGAUCUAGUUCAGCUAAAUUUUGUUACCCUAUACUACACCUAUACUCUAUACACGGGUGACAUAUUGCAUCUUUUGCAGUCUGCUUUCCUUCCACAAGGCUACCCUGAGAGUGUCAGCAAAGACUACUUAGAGUAUCAAGUAUGGGACACUAUUCAGGUAAGCUACACUAUGAAAAGAGUCCUCAGUAGCCUUUUAGGGAUCCUGGAUUUGCCCUAUUUGAAAGUGGAGGUGUGGAUUUUAAAGCAAAAAUGGGGGUAAGAUUUGUUGUUGAAAGUAUGCACGACAAGUGGGAUGCUGAAAAGAGCAAUCAGGAUUAUGAGAUCGAGCAAAAAUUUGAGUCAGGAUGACGGGAUUGAAGAACCCCAUUGGAGAUCCACUAUAAUUGAGCAGUUGCCUUCCAAGUGCAGACAGUAACCAUGACAACCCUAUCCAUGACCGGAUUACCCCCCCUCCUCCUCCCCAGCAGUAUGUUGCACCUUAAGGCAGAGCUGAGAGUGACUGGCUGGCAGUGCUUGAACCAAGACCUUGAGAUCUGAAAUUCAAUUUGUUAACUAUUAGAUCGCCAUAAUAUUGUUGUGACCACUGGCAAAAAUAGUUAUCAUAUAUUUAUCUGAGGAGGGAUAGACAGGGAGAAAAGAGCUUACUUUGCGUAGCAAGUAGAGCAAAAUGGUUGACAUUUUAAGGAGAGCUGUAGCUGAAAUUCCAAAUGACUAAAGCAGAUUACAAAUGUGAAACUGCAAACCAUUAAUGUCUUGAGUUUAAAUAUGCUAAAUGGCAUGUAGCCGCAAGUGUAUCCACCCACCCCUCCCUCCUUCUUAUCACUAGGCACCCUCCCAUGAUUACUGUCCACUGAUCAGCAUUAAAUGAAUGUAGUCAUUGUUGUCUAUCACUCUAUCAAGGCAUUCUGUUCGUCAAUAACUGGAACCCUUGCAACCCAAGCAAUGUUGAAAGGGUAUGGUGUUGGAGAUGAAAAAGCCACUGCCCUGGCAGCAACUAUGACAUGGAUCCUGAGAAGUGAGUUUUUAUCAGCUAUUGCAAAAACACUUUGCGAAGAACUGCAAGCAAGCAACUGCAUAUAUAAGUCACGAGGUGCCCCUGCUAGAGGCAUCGGGCCACCUCUAGUAUAGCUGGGGAAACUGCUGACCAGCGUUGCUUCAUGGUUAACUUUGCCAAAAUUACAUUAUUUUAGUCACAUUUAAAAAGUGAGAUUUUAGAAACUUAGUUCAUUACAUAUGAUAUAAUGUGUUACUCAGUAUUGAGGUGCUCGUGACCAAUAAAAGUUUUAAUGGAAUUCAGCUGUAAAAAAAUUAUUAACAUAUAAAAUACCGACAGUAUUCAUAAACUUCCAACCUAUUACUUGCAUGAAAAGUAUUUUAAAAUUAGUUUCCUUUGCCUUAUGAAUGUAUUGGUUUGUUUUAUUUUUAGGUGGCACUGGUAUGGUAGGAAGUAUUAUUUUUGCUUGGCUACAAGGGUAUGAACUUUUCCUAACACAUAGUUAAAUUGCUCUUUGUCAGAUUGUGUCAAAAGAGUGGGUCAAAUGCAAGGUGUCUGUAUUGUAAAGUCUCUGGGUGCAAUAAAUUAAGGUGCCAUUCAAGAGCCUGGAGCUAAAUGAGCUACCGACCAUUGGACUAGUACAUGUCUUAUUGGAAUUUUCCCAAUGGAGGACUAAAGCUUAAAUAAUUUGUUACCUUUCCUGAAGUCAAAAAAAUAGUAAAAGUAAAUAUGGGUCUCCAUUUCUUCAGUUCAUCUUUUUUUGCGGGCAACAGAGAAAGCGUUACGUUGAUUUUUCCCUUGGAAAUUAAAUAUGCAAUACUCAGUUAAAAUGUUUAUUGCUAACACAAGAUAAUCUAGUAAACUAUAUACAGCCUUCAAAUUUGCCUUUAAAUUUAUAAAACCUUGACACUAGCUCAUUUUUUUCUCAGGAGCAAUUUAGAUUGCAAUGCAAAGAAGUGGAGGUAA